CUGGGGCGGCCACCCACGCGUCUGCUUUGCGGCCCGACUUCUUGCUACUCUUGGAACGUUCUGGAAGUUUGGGGUGACGUAGCAUCACGGACCUGCUGGUCGGAUUGUGGCACCGUUAGAAGCUGGCUUGAUCCAAAGAAGGGAGAUGGCUGAAAAUGGCACAAAAGAAAAAAUAAAAUGGACAACCACCAUUAUUAUUAGCUCAUCUCUUAAGAGUUGUGAAGUUGCAACUGCCCUAGAUCGAAGCCACAAGAUUCGGUAUUCAGAUUCAGUGGAAAAUGGAUCAAUUAUCUUUUCUCUUUCUGGAGUUGCAUUUUUAUUGAUGGAUGCUAAAGAAUGCUUUACAUCAGCUGAAGAAAUAUUUCUAGCCAAAAUUGAGAAGUUUAUUAAUAUUCACCAAAAGAGUUUUUUGGUUCUGUCUGCUCCCUUCCAUGGGCCUGAGGAAUGUAAACUGAUGUUCAGGAUUCAGCAGAGAUUCCUGGGUAGUAACUUACGGAUACUUCCAGUACACAACACUGUAAAUGUUAUUAAUCUUAUGUGCACUAUAGCUAAGAUGGCCUCCAAACCAAAUAUAGAUACCAUCUGCUAUAGAAUGAUAACAACUGAGGCUUACAUCAUUGAGCAAAGUCCUGUUUGGAAAACACUUCAAAAGUUAAAACUGAGUAGUGAUUCAUUUAACCCAAGUUAGAAUAACAAUUACAAAUGUUCUUUUGAAAGAAUAUUAAAAUAAGUAGACCACUUCAAUUAUAAUGUUCAAAUAUAUGUUUACUUUAAAGAUUCUUUAAAAUUUUAAAUAAAAUGCAUAAGACUAAAAUUGA
Messenger RNA from Suricata suricatta (meerkat), 818 nucleotides. RefSeq names its product chromosome 8 C1orf146 homolog (gene C8H1orf146). Gene Ontology annotation, cellular component: chromosome. The record is from RefSeq and is a predicted model, not a curated record. The coding region runs from base 146 to 688 and encodes 180 amino acids. Lineage: Eukaryota; Metazoa; Chordata; Mammalia; Carnivora; Herpestidae. The transcript is spliced from 6 exons. Gene Ontology annotation, biological process: reciprocal meiotic recombination; synaptonemal complex assembly.